UCCCUCCCUCCUCUCCGGCUGACUGUUGUAUUUCAUUCCUGGGGAUCUUCAUUCCGGGGCUGCACGGUUGCUUGUGACUGCAGAUCAUUAUCUGUUUUAAAGCAGGAGGCUUUUGUUUUGUUUUGUUUUGUUUUUUUUUGUUUAGACUGCCACUGUGCACACACCCGCCCACCCCAGUCUGCUUGUCCCGGAGACCGGCGAGGGAGUCCGGCGGGCGGGCUGAGGGGGAAUGGUGGAGAGCUCCUGACGUGAGGCGAGGCAGAUGCCAGUACUCGGGGCUGCAGCCCGUUGACGCGGGGACCACCUUCUCCUCCCGCGCCGAGGUUGGCGGCGAAUGACCACCCCCCUCCUCCCCUUCCCCACCACCCCCCUCCUCUCGCUGCUCCCCGUUUGUGUUUCCCCAGCCUCUCAAUCUCACCCCCCACCUUCCCCCCCCCCCCCCCCCCCCCGUGCUUUCCCCACCCCCCCUCCCGCUGCUAGGAUGCUGAAGGCUGUGGCGUGAAUGAGAUGGCAGCCGGGCGGCUCUUGCUGUACGCCGGCCUCUCCAUGGCCCUGUGCGCCCUGGGCAUGUUGGCCGUGGCCAUCUGCUCCGACCACUGGUACCAGACAGACGCCAGGAGGCACCGGGAGAGGUGCAGGAACUACGCCAGCCGCACCAACCACCCGGGCUUCAUCUACACCUCCAACAACCUGCCCCUGCGCGCCAGCCGCCGCCGGCUCGACCGCUGGGAGGAGAGGCUGCUCGGCGCCCGCAACCGGCGCCAGCUCUUCGCCAUGAGCGCGGCCGACGAGUGCGGCAGGAUGUACAACUCCACCAAUACCGGCCUGUGGAGGACUUGCCACCGGCUCGGCUUCGACCAGGACAUCGCCGAGCUCAUCGCCAAAGGUGUGAUAGACAGGUGUACACCAAUCAAAUAUCACUACUCCUCAGCAAUCCUUCCGAAAAACCUUUCAUACAACAUCACAAAAACCAUCCGGCAAGACGAGUGGCACUCCCUACAUCUGCGUCGGAUGACAGCUGGAUUCAUGGGAAUGGCAGUUGCUAUCAUCCUCUUUGGCUGGAUAAUCGGGAUCCUUGGCUGCUGUUGGGAUCGGGGACUGAUGCAGUACGUGGCUGGCUUACUGUUCCUCAUGGGAGGUAAGGUUGUCCAUCCAGUUUUUCCCAUCCGGUCACAUCCCAGGAUAUACCUGUACGGUCUGCCCGUGACAUCAGCCCGGUACGGCUGGUCCAUGUUCUGUGCCUGGGGCGGCCCUCGGCUUGACGCUCAUUGCUGGCUUCUCUGCACUCUGGCGCCCUCGGUCCAGACCGUCCCCAGGACAAGCUACCCAAAAUCCAGGCCGGAGAAUGGGGACUGUCUGCUAGAGCUCAAAGGAUGUGCCAUUUCAGAGGGGAAACCAGCCAGGGGUCUGCUCAACUUGGUGCCUGGCUUGAUGGACCUUUUGAUGGCACAAGCUGGGAAAAUUAUUCAACAGCAAACCCUGAGCAGUGUAUAA
Messenger RNA from Pristis pectinata (smalltooth sawfish), 1494 nucleotides. Its product is annotated as transmembrane protein 178B-like. Gene Ontology annotation, cellular component: membrane. NCBI's taxonomy places the organism in Eukaryota, Metazoa, Chordata, Chondrichthyes, Rhinopristiformes, Pristidae. The record is from RefSeq and is a predicted model, not a curated record.